AUGGGGGAGGCCAAUUCGCCGUCGGUGCCACUAACCGGAGGUGAGGCUGCGGCACUUGCCGGUGUCGGAGCCGGAGCCGUGGGCACAGGCUUGCUUGCACAUGAGCAACAGCAGAGUAGCGAGCAGCGAAGGGAGCAAGAACUACCGACCACCCUUCCGCCACCGCCAGGACCUCCGCCGCAAGCAGAACAGUCACAGCCAGAAGCGGAGAAAGAUUAUCACGGUACGCUACCGAGCCACCAGACGGUCAACUCUAUUGCGCCUAUCGAGGACAAGAAGUGGCUUCUACCGCCACUGCGACAGGAUCUGCGUGGACGCAAAUGCCUUGUACUGGACUUGGAUGAGACUCUAGUGCACAGUAGCUUCAAGAUCUUACAUCAAGCAGACUUCACCAUACCCGUCGAGAUCGAAGGCCAAUACCACAACGUAUACGUCAUCAAACGGCCAGGUGCCGACGCCUUCCUCAAGCGUGUGGGCGAGAUAUACGAAGUCGUGGUCUUCACGGCCUCCGUGUCCAAGUACGGUGAUCCUGUGCUCGACAAUCUCGACAUCCAUCAUGCGGUCCAUCACCGGCUGUUCCGUGAGAGCUGCUUCAACCACCAAGGCAACUACGUCAAGGAUCUGAGCAUGAUGGGCCGCGACCUGCGAGACACGAUCAUCAUCGACAAUUCACCGACGAGCUACAUCUUCCACCCACAGCACGCUCUGCCUAUCAGUAGCUGGUUCAGCGAUGCGCAUGACAACGAGCUGCUCGACCUGAUACCCGUACUGGAAGACCUUGCCGGGCCGCAGGUGAGCGACGUCAGUCUCGUGCUGGAUGUUGCUCUAUAG
This is a messenger RNA of Baudoinia panamericana UAMH 10762, 831 nucleotides long. RefSeq lists its product as uncharacterized. Lineage: Eukaryota; Fungi; Ascomycota; Dothideomycetes; Mycosphaerellales; Teratosphaeriaceae. The record is from RefSeq and is a predicted model, not a curated record. The coding region runs from base 1 to 831 and encodes 276 amino acids. The transcript is spliced from 2 exons. Gene Ontology annotation, molecular function: phosphoprotein phosphatase activity. Gene Ontology annotation, cellular component: plasma membrane.